AUGGACGGGGAGCAGGCGGCGCGGUGGGCGGCGGCGCAGGAGGGGGUCCCCGUCGGGGCGGACCUUGUCGCGGCGGCGCUGCGGCAGCUGCAGUUCCUCGCGGCGGUGGACCGCCGCCGGUGGCUCUACGAGGGCCCCCUACUCGACCGGGCCAUACGCAGGUACAAAGCAUGCUGGCUUCCCCUUCUUGAUAAGCACACUAAGGCUGCGGUUGUAGAUGGCCCAUUGGUUGUUCCUCUUGAUUGUGAGUGGAUAUGGCACUGCCAUCGGCUUAACCCGGUUCAGUACAUAAGGGACUGCAAGAAAGUAUAUGGUAGAAUACUGAACAAUAACAAUGUUGAGUCGUCCACUCAAACAAAAUCAACACUUCAGUCAGAAAAGAUUUGGAAAGAGUUGUAUCCUGAGGAGCCCUUCGAAUUGGUGUUCACAAGAACCUCUGACGUUGCGAUGGAUGUGAACCCUGGAGCUGCAGAGGACAUUACCUAUGAUCUGGUGUCUGCUGUUAAGAGGCAAUCCUCUUUCUAUUAUCAGCUGCAUCCUGUUACCUACCGCGACGACAUGGUGAAGCUUCUUGGAAAAGUUCUGGAGCAUGAUGACACCGAUGCUGAUCGAUCUGAAGGAAAGAAACUUGAUGUUGGAUUCACUGAGACUACUGAACAGUUUGAGAGUACCUUUGGUCUAAGAUACUGGAAGGCUGGAUGUAUGUACCGUGGCAACAUGCCAUCUCCUGUGACAUCCACUCCUCAGAUAUUCAGUACUGAGGUUGGAACGGGGUCUGACAUCUGCAAAACUCAGAAGGAUCUUAAUGCCCUCGAUAUAACAUCUGUAGAGUUAUAUUUACAAAUUGUGGACAUCAAGAAUUUGCCAUCUGCUGUUCGAAAAGAAAAUGUGUAUGUACGGUUCACCAAGAAUCAAUCAGAUAUGUUUAUCAGUGACGGUGGCAGGUUGGAUAUUUCAACAGUUACAGGGAAGAACACUGGAGUUUGUUUACAGUGUGAACCUACCGGAGAACUCAUUCUUGUAGUAAUGGUUGAUCAGGUAUCAAAGAAACCAGAACCAAUAGGGAAGGUUUCUUUCCCACUGCAAGAUUUGAUAGGGCCUGAUUCUAAGCUCUCCUUCGAGAAGUGGUUUGAACUGAAAACUCAUGGUGGGCAUGCCACUUCCCCUCCUGUUAGUCUUCAUGUUGCAGCUUCUGCUACUGUCCCAAGCAGCUUUCAGAAGGUGUUCAGUAUGGUCACGAUGGAGCCUUUCUCUCUCAAGUCGUGUCUUCUGCCACAUUCCAUCAAGGAUCAGAACAUGAGCACCUGGACUCGUUUCGUAUAUGAUUGUGGUACUGAGCUUAUCCGUCUUCAGAUAAGAGAGCACAAGGCAAAGAAUGGCAUGGCUUCUGUUCGAGAAUUGGUUGGAGUAUUGAAGUCACCAAAAAAGCAAUUUCAGCUUGCAGAAUUCAAGGAAAAUAAGUGGACCCUAAAAGACUCCAACUUGUCAAUUAGUCAUGGCACUGAUGGCAGUCUACUCGAUCUCAAAGGUUUCAACCAACUGGUGAAUGAGGAUUGGUUCCUACUUCCAUGGAUCACGACAUCGGUCCUGUUCAUGGACGCCGAUGACAAGGACAGUGUGAAACUUAUCGGUGGUGCCAUGGCUCAGAAGGAUGCAUUGUUUGGAUCUGACACUAGCAUUGUGCUAGAGACACAGACUGUCGGAGCAGGGAGCGUGGCAACGGCUCCUGCACAAUGUGGCACUUGCAGCACGGCGUUCGGUGGUGACAAAGUUGUGGUGGGCUUCAAGGCUGAACAUGCUAGCUCAGGUGCUUCUCGCACAGUCGUUGCAAGUGGUGAGAACGGCCACACUGAAUCUGCUGCUGGCUGUGGAAGCCGCUGUGGACCCAUGGUGGUUGAGGACUCCAAGGCCGACAAUGCCAAGUCCGGAGGCUGUGGUUCCGGGUGUGGUGGUGGCUGCGGCGGUGGGGGAGGCUGUGGGACCAUGCUGAAGGCCAGCACCAUGGCCAGUGAGGGCCAGCCCAGGUCUGGAGGCUGCGGUGGUGGCUGUGGUUCUGGCUGUGGUGGUGGCUGCGGCAGCGGCAUGGUCAUCGAAGGCUCCAAGACCAACACCGCCAAGUCCGGCGGCUGUGGCUCCGGCUGUGGUGGUGGUUGCGGCACCCUGUUCAACGCCAGCACUGCUGCCGCCCAGGGUCUGCCCAAUAAGUCAGCUGGCUGCGGCUCCGGGUGCGGCGGUGCUGGCUGUGGCAGCGGCAUGGGCAUCGAAGGCUCGAAGACCAACAAUGCCAAGUCUGGUGGCUGCGGCUCUGGCUGCGGUGGCGGUUGUGGAGGAGGCUGCGGCACCCUGUUCAGCUCGGGCGGCACUGCGGCCGACCAAGGCCAGUCCAGACCCGGGGGCGGCUGCGGCUCCGGCUCCGGCUGUGGCGGCGGAGGCUGCGGUAGUGGCAGCAUGGUCGCCGAAGGCUCCAACGGCAGGCACGCCAAGUUCGGAGGCUGUGGCUCUGGCUGCGGUGGCGGUUGUGGCGGCGGGGGUGGCUAUGGCACCAUGUUCAAUGUGAGCACCAAGGCCGGCAGUGAGGGCCAGAACUCUGUGUCCGGCGGCUGCGGCUCUGGCUGCGGCGGUGGAGGCUGUGGUGGCGGUUGCGGCACCGUGUUCAACGCAUGA
This is a messenger RNA of Miscanthus lutarioriparius, 2664 nucleotides long. Lineage: Eukaryota; Viridiplantae; Streptophyta; Magnoliopsida; Poales; Poaceae. The record is from the annotation of a GenBank genome assembly.